AUGUCUUAUCCUGUUGAUUCUAUAAAGCAGGGAGGGAAGUUUUAUUUAUGUUGUUUGGCAGAUACGUGGCCGCUGCGAUUUGCAACUAUUACUCACAGGCAGUUGUACUCUCAGGAUAUUCGAAAAAUAUGUGAUGAUUUACUAGAAGUUACGACAAAUGAGUCCAGUCAGCCGGCAAAAAGAGUUUCUCUGCGUUUAAGUUCCCAGUUGCUUAGGGGCCUGGUGAGACUUUAUCAAAGAGAAGUUACUGUUCUACUAGGUUAG
Molecule: messenger RNA, 264 nt
Organism: Parnassius apollo (apollo)
Lineage: Eukaryota; Metazoa; Arthropoda; Insecta; Lepidoptera; Papilionidae
Source: the annotation of a GenBank genome assembly